UUUAACUCUGAGGAGGAGCUGUAGGGUUCCUGUUGUUUUGUGAUCAUGCUUAAGCCAUUGUAACGAUCGGCUCUUCAAUAUUUACCCAGGACUCCGAACAGUGGGACAGCAUCUGUAAUGCUCUUGGUUCCAGGUGUUACAUCAUUGCAGAAGCUGCAUCCAAAAGCAUUUCGAAACUUCUAGAGGGUGGCGACAUCAGCACCCCCAAAUCCAGCGGGCUGAUCAUCAAACAUACCAACCAAACCACGAUGUCUGACUUGGUGGAAAUAACCAAUCUUCUUGACAGUAAGAAGCGCAUCGCUGUCUUUGGAAGUACAGAAGGAGAGUCGUCUGAUGACAGCCUGGUCGAUUUGGCCAUCGGACUCGGUGUCCGGUUUAUCAAGUUGGGAGGUCUUUCUCGCGGCGAGCGGGUAACUAAGUACAACCGCCUUUUUACUAUAGAGGAAGAACUUGUCCAGAAUGGAACACUGGGUUUCAAUGAAGAACACACAUUUUUUCCCUUGAAUGACGAAGCGGAAAAGGGGACCGAGGCACCCGAGGCUGCGGCCACCGUGGCUGGUGAGCCGCCCGAGCUCCUGGAGCCCGUCUUCCCCACAGAAGUGAUGGAGUCAUCGGCCAAAGCAUGAGCGUCUUCUGGACAGGGCUGGGGACACCCCGGCUUUCGGCCACACCACUAGCAUGAGACCCCCAGAACCCCAGUGUGUCCUCACGUGAGGCUUUGCUCUAAAACAUCCCUAACCAGCGUGCUCUUUUUAUUCUUGUGAUUUCACUGUUUGGUGACAUUGAUAUGUAGUGUUUCUGCCCGAAAUUACACCUGUGAGCUGUCUUCCAGACAUCCCAUUUCCAUGGGGCUUUCGUUUGUGUACCAGCUCUCCUGUCCCCUUGGGGAGCCACGACCUAGGAAAAGAGUCCAGUACCUCUGUUGCUGAGCGCACACUCGGUGCCCGAAAGCACAGGCACAUUUUUGUGGCCAGCCUCAUGCAGGAAGAAGUGUGAGAACUUCAGCUUUUUUAACAGCCAAACAGCUGCUUCUUACUUCCUUACCCUUAAUUCCCUUUUCCCUGAUUCCCUCCUCUUACUACAUUUUCAUCUUUAUUAUAUUACUUACAUGCUUAUGGGUGUCCUAAGAUCCUUUUUGGAAA
Leptonychotes weddellii (Weddell seal) is the source of this 1142-nucleotide messenger RNA. The record is from RefSeq and is a predicted model, not a curated record. NCBI's taxonomy places the organism in Eukaryota, Metazoa, Chordata, Mammalia, Carnivora, Phocidae.